Messenger RNA from Entelurus aequoreus (snake pipefish), 2560 nucleotides. RefSeq names its product heat shock transcription factor 1 (gene hsf1). Gene Ontology annotation, biological process: regulation of DNA-templated transcription. The coding region runs from base 202 to 1686 and encodes 494 amino acids. The record is from RefSeq and is a predicted model, not a curated record. Lineage: Eukaryota; Metazoa; Chordata; Actinopteri; Syngnathiformes; Syngnathidae. Gene Ontology annotation, molecular function: sequence-specific DNA binding; DNA-binding transcription factor activity. The transcript is spliced from 13 exons.
CCUUACGUCAGCGCAUUACUGUGACGUCAUCACCACGCGACCUUAUUUGUGUGUCGCAGUUGGUGUUUAGGAUUUGUUGGACUUUUCCUUUCCAUCUUGGCAAAAGUAUCAACUUUCUUUCAGAGCAUCACAUGCUAACUGGCAGAAACUUAUUCUUUCUAACAUCUCAACCUCCGGUGAGUGUUUGCUUCGGCCCGGCCGAUGGAGCUCGUCAAAGGGGCCGCGGAGGCUUCGAUGCUGUCCGGCGGCAACGUCAGCAACGUCCCGGCCUUCCUCUCCAAACUCUGGACUUUGUUAGAAGACCCGCACACUGACCCCCUCAUCUGCUGGAACACGACUGGAAGCAGUUUCCAUGUAUACGAUCAGGGUCGCUUUUCGAAGGAGGUCCUCCCCCAGUUCUUCAAACAUAACAACAUGGCCAGUUUCAUUCGCCAGCUCAACAUGUAUGGCUUCCGGAAGGUGGUCCACAUUGAGCAGGGCGGUCUGCUGAAACCUGAGAAGGACGACACAGAGUUCCAACAUCCGUUCUUCAUUAGAGGACAAGAACACCUGCUGGAGAACAUCAAACGCAAAGUCACCAAUGUGUCUGCUGUGCGUCAGGAGGAGGUGAAGAUCUCAGCCAACGAGGUCAACAAGAUCCUGAAUGACGUACAAGUGAUGAAGGGCAAGCAGGAGACCAUUGACUCCAGAAUUAUUGCCAUGAAACAUGAGAACGAGGCUCUGUGGCGGGAGAUGGCGUGUCUGAGACAGAAACACGCCCAACAGCAGAAGGUGGUUAACAAGUUGAUUCAGUUCCUGGUGACGCUGGUCCAGUCCAACAGGAUCAUGGGAGUCAAGAGAAAACUUCCGCUCAUGCUCAGCGACCCAGGCUCCGCCCACUCUCUGCCCAAAUACGCUCGACCCCUUUCUCUGGAGCAGUCUGCAGAACCCCCUCUGACCUCUGGACCAGUCAUCUCCGACGUCACAGAGGUGGCCACGCCCACAGCAGAAGAAGUGCUCAGUGACUGGAUGGCAAGUGGCAACAGAAGAAGACAGUCACCUAAUGUCAGCCAUGAGGUGGUUGAGGAAGUGGUUGCAUGUGUGGACACGCCCCUUUCCCCCACUGCCUUCAUCAACUCCAUCCUGCAGGAAGAUGACAACAUGAUGGUGGCAGACUCUUCUGUUGUUCUGAUGGACGCCCCCCAGACCACAGCCCCCAAUGGCCAAUCACCUUCCCCCACCUCAGACCUGGUCCCCACCUCAGACCUGGUCCCCACCUCAGACCUGGUCCCCACCUCAGACCUGGUCCCCACCUCAGACCUGGUCCCCACCUGUCAGACUCUGGCUUGUAUCGACAAGUGUGAAUUGUCCAAUCACGUGGAGACGAUUGACAACAGUCUAGGACACCUGCAGAACACCCUCAGCAACCCAACCUUCACCUUUGAAACUUCUCCGCUCAUGGAGUUGGUGUACCCCUCAUGGUCUCCAGGAGACUUUGACUUCAACACUUUGGACAGUCUUCUAGGUGAGGACACACCCAGAGGAUCUGAUCCAGGCAACACUACAGGUAAGCAGUUGGUGCAGUACACACCUGUGCACAUUCCUGAAGCUGACCUGCCAUCGUUACUGGAGUUGGAGGCGGAGCCUUUCCUCAACCCUGAAACGCCCGUUGAUGAUCCCACCACCAAACUGAACUCUGACCUCUGACCUCACGCAAGAAGCCGUGAAUGUUUUUGACUCCGUAUCCAUGACGACAGUGUGUGGUGACGUUGUACAUAUUGUAUACUUUGGAAAGUUGGACUUGACUUGUGUCAUCAACUUGACACGACUUCCAAAAUUGAUGUUCAAAAGAGACAAAAACAUUUAUUGCAGAUUCAUUAAAAGACUUUUUCCAAGUUCAGCUAAUCUGAAAUCUUUCACAACAAAAGGCCAGGACCCCCUGGGCGGGGCCUGAAGGCUAGUGGUACAGGUGUGAUCGUGCCCAUGGGUCCGUGCACUCAAACUGCCGGCGUAAGAACCAAAGUCGGGGCUUGAGGUGGACUUCAGCAGGUGUCCUCCAGGUCCAUGUUCUCUGCAGCUGUCAGACAAAACACCAAAUCUGGUUUCCUUCCCACAGCAUUUGUGACAAAACAACAAGGAGCGUAACUGUCUUUAGGUCAAAGGUGUGACCUCACCUUCAGGACCCUGACCCGAUGGGUUGUACUGUUCAGUGGCGGAACCUGCAGAGAACAAGCAGAACCAGGAGGACGCAAAGAAGAAGCGUUGAGCACGUUGAGCCUCGGUGGCUCUUGGUCCAACCCCCGAGCACCUUCUCAAUAUUCCUAACCCUGGAGACACUUACCAGCCUUGUGGAAGUCCUGGGUCACCUGUGGAGCACCUGCAACACCACAUGACAACAUUGAGCCUACCCUGCUAAGACAUUUGGAGUCAUCCUCGGUCCAACCCCCGAGCACCUUCUCAAUAUUCCUAACCCUGGAGACACUUACCAGCCUUGUGGAAGUCCUGGGUCACCUGUGGAGCACCUGCAACACCACAUGACAACAUUGAGCCUACCCUGCUAAGACAUUUGGAGUCAUCCUCG